AACUCAAACUAGAUAAAGAACUCGAUCAUACGGUUUAAAGGACUAGCUUAAGAAGAGAAGCGGGCGAUAUAAACACAGUGCGUAGGCCACGUGAAAAGGAUAGGUCAAGACGAAUAGGAAGUAGGAAAAAAGCUUUCUUUCCAAAAGACGAAGCGAACGCGGCAGGUCGGAAGAGGAUACAAAUCUUUGAUUUGUUUAAAAAUAAAUCCAAAGAGUAUUUAAUCAAGCCGCGUAAAUUUUGUGGUAGUCGCCACAGUUUCAUCAAAGAUUUCUCUUUUCUCUCCAAACUACAAAUAUCAUCAUUUGCUGAGCGAUCGAGCACGCUAAAAGGGUAAGGUGAAAAGGCAAGGCGAUCGAGCAACGAAGCAUAGGACCAGCAAAGUUAACCGAUCCCAGUAAUCACCGAACAAGCGGCGAUCCAGCGAAACAGGACGUUGAAUUUGUAGGAGAAAACAAAUCCAUGGAAGGCAAGGAUCAAGCCAGAGAGAGCGAGACGCCGAAAGUUGCAGCAUGAGCGACAGAUGCGUGAGAUAGAGUUGGCACACGAGAGAGAGAUGGCCGAGAUGCGAUUUGAAUUCGAACGUAAAAGUGCGAUAGCAAAACGAUCAUCGCGAGAACGUGUUACCAGUGAACGUAGUGACUCUUCCGAAGGAGAAGAAGAGGAAGAAGAAGGAAGACGAGAAAAGGUGAAUGUGCGUAAAAGUUCAAAAAUACUAAGUCGGAGUCAAGUGCAAGCCAGGAAGUUUAUGCCAAAAAGUCUUCCAAGCUUUGAUGGGAAACUCGAAAAUUGGCCGUUGUUCUAUAACAGCUACAAAGACACAACUGAAGCAUGCGGUUACUCGCACCUUGAAAAUCUACAACGACUAAGAGAAUGUUUAAAAGGUGACGCAUUAGAAGCGGUAAGAAGCCGUUUGCUAGAACCCGAAUCAGUUCCCGGUGUAAUAGAAGACCUGCGCUGUCUAUUCGGUAGGCCAGAAAGGCUACUAAAAUCGUUGCUAACUAAAGUGCGAAAUACUCCACCGCCCGACGCCAACAAACUUGUAACGUUUAUAACAUUCGGAAUCGCGGUUAAGCAAUUGUGCGAUCAUCUAAGGGCAGCGCAAUUAGAAGAGCACCUAAAUAAUCCGCUCUUAGUAGAUGAGCUUGUAGAGAAGCUUCCUGCUGACUACCAGAUGCAGUGGGUACGAUACAAACGAUACAAUUGUGGAAGGGUAUUAGGCGUGUUUGCGAACUUCAUCGAUGAAAUUAUGACCGAUGCGUCGGAAGUGGCAAAGUUCGAAGAAAAAAAGGAUGAAAGGCAUAGAACACAUAAACGGCAAGUGCAAGCAAACGUGUUCGCACACUCUGAGAUGACAGACCAGUCCGCGAAGAUGAAAACAUGCUGGAUGUGCAAGAGUGAGCAACAUAGGGUGCGUGAUUGUGACAAGUUUAAAAGCAAUGCGGUUUCAGGACGACUAGAGCUAGUAUCGAAGCUGAACCUAUGUAAAUCAUGCCUUAACAGCCAUAAAGGAACAUGCCGAUUCACCAAAAGAUGCACCUUUGACAACUGUAAUGAAGAACAUCAUCCAUUAUUGCACCAACAAAAAGCAGAGAAUGCAAAUGAAGGCUGUAAUGCUCAUAGAGACACAAGAAAGGAGACGAUUUUCAGAGUAGUAGCAGUGACACUACGUGCAGGUGACAUAACUUACGAUACAACGGCGUUUUUAGAUGAAGGGUCGUCGGUGACGAUGUUAGAAGACGGCGUUGCAGAUAAGCUACAAGUGAAAGGCGAUCACGAACCAUUUACCAUUUCGUGGACAGCUGAAAUGACACGUCGUGAAGAGAACUCGAGGAAAGUGAAUAUUCUGCUAUCGGCUACAGGAUCGCCCGAGCAGUUUGAGCUAAGAGGAAUACGCACGGUGUCAAAACUCGUGAUACCGAAGCAAGAAUUAUCGCUCACGAAGGUUAAGGCGCAAUAUGAGCAUCUUAAAGAUAUUCCUAUUCAAGACAAAUGCGCGAAAGUUCCUAGAAUGCUCAUAGGUUUGGACCAUCUGCAUUUAUUUGCGCCAAUCGAAUCCCGGAUAGGUCAGCCUAAUGAACCUAUAGGUGUGAAAACAAAACUAGGCUGGACAAUCUACGGACCAAAACCAGAAAAGAAACCACAAGUCGAAUAUAUACAUUUCCACACGACCGGUCAAAUCUCGAAUGAAAAGUUACAUGACGUGAUACGAGAUUGUUACAGAAUCGAAGAAAGCGGAAUUUCAUCGGCGCGUGCAGUAGAAUCAGACGACGAUAGAAGAGCGCGUGAUCUAUUAGAAUCGACAACAACUAGAAUCGGAGAACGAUUUAAAACAGGUCUACUGUGGAAAAAUGGUGAAAGAAACUUUCCUGAAAGCUUCACGAUGGCUAAGCGGCGACUGGCUGGACUAGAACGCAAACUAAUGAAAGAUUCACAACUAGAACGAGCUGUGCGCAAACUGAUUGAUGAAUAUACAACGAAGGAGUACGCGCAUAAGAUCACGAAAAAGGAACUUGAAGAAACCCCAGCAAGCAGUGUGUGGUACCUUCCGCUGAAUGUAGUCCAGAAUCCUCGCAAGCCAGGGAAAAUAAGAUUGGUGUGGGAUGCAGCGGCAACAGUUCGAGGCGUGAGCUUGAAUUCGGAAUUACUAAAAGGGCCCGACAUGUUGUGUUCACUACCAUCCGUGAUUUUCCCCUUCCGUGAACGACGUAUUGGAUUCGGUGGUGACAUUAAAGAGAUGUACCACCAAAUCAAAAUCAGCGAAGAAGACAAACAGGCACAGAAGUUCCUGUUCACAGCUGGUAGUGGAGAAACAGACCCGCAAAUUUUCGUGAUGGACGUGGCGACUUUCGGAGCAACGUGUUCCCCUUGUAUUGCGCAAUACGUAAAAAACCUAAACGCGGAGCAACAUCGGGAGCAAUAUCCAGAGGCUUGUGCAGCAAUACAACUUCGUCAUUACGUUGACGACUAUUUCGACAGUGCCGAUACCGUAGAUGAAGCGUUGAAACUAGCGAAGGAUGUAAAAUACGUUCACUCGAGAGGAGGUUUUCUAAUUAGAAACUGGGUGAGCAACGCGGAAACGUUCUGUACGGACAUGGGUGAGGAAACGGCCAAAUCAAUGAUCCAUCUAAGUGACAAAUCCGGCGAAAACGCAUCUGAUCGUGUUCUAGCUUUCGAUUUGGUUGACAGUCAGAACAUCUACAAUGUCAUGGCCACGGUAACAAUAUCAACAAUAUCAAUGCUCAGUUUUGUUAAUUGA
This is a messenger RNA of Anopheles funestus (African malaria mosquito), 3257 nucleotides long. RefSeq lists its product as uncharacterized. Bases 522 to 3257 code for a protein of 911 amino acids. The record is from RefSeq and is a predicted model, not a curated record. The transcript is spliced from 3 exons. NCBI's taxonomy places the organism in Eukaryota, Metazoa, Arthropoda, Insecta, Diptera, Culicidae.